Molecule: messenger RNA, 762 nt
Organism: Phytophthora infestans T30-4
Lineage: Eukaryota; Oomycota; Peronosporomycetes; Peronosporales; Peronosporaceae
Product: RNA (guanine-9-)-methyltransferase domain-containing protein, putative
Exons: 5
Coding region: 1-762 (253 amino acids)
Biological process (GO): tRNA N1-guanine methylation
Cellular component (GO): nucleus
Molecular function (GO): tRNA binding
Source: RefSeq, a predicted model, not a curated record
AUGCGCAGGGAGAAGCGUCGUUUGCAGUAUGAGGAGCGCAAGGUGGAGAAGAAACUCAAGCGCAAGGAACAGAAGCGCAUUAAGAAUGCCAGCGGACUUAUUCCGCCGCCCAAAGAGCUGGACAUGAGCGAAGAGGCCGUACUGCGCCGCAAGGAACGCGCAAACGCUAAACGCGAGGCGUAUCUUAUGGCUGCAGAAGAAGGCGUCAAGGUCGUGAUCGACUGCGAAUUCGAAGAGAAGAUGACCGACAAGGAGAAGAAGAGCCUCUCGCAGCAGAUCAUGUUCUCCUACGGAGUGAACCGAAAGAGCCGCACACCCAUGAAGUACGUCGUGUAUAUUACCUCUUUGCACGGUGAUACCAGAAAUAAUUUGGAGAAUAUCUGCGGCUUUCACGAGUGGCUGGCGUUCACUGAGUCGUCGAAGAGCUAUAUGGAUUUCUUCAAGAAGGAAUCGCUCGUGUAUCUUACAGCAGACUCGCCUAACAUCAUUACGAAGCUGAGCCGUGACAAGGUGUACAUCAUUGGCGGUAUUGUGGACCGCAACCGUUUGAAGGGUAUCACGUACGAGAAGGCGGUGGAACAAGGCAUCGAGACUGCUAAACUGCCGCUUGAUGCUGUCGUCGAAAUGGGCGCUGCUACACGCGUGCUGACUGUCAACCAUGUAUUCGAAAUUCUGGCGCAAUUUUCAGAGAUAAAGGACUGGGCUCAAGCCACUUUAGCUACGCUUCCGUCGCGCAAGGGUGCCCAUUUAAAGCAGGAGUAA